Molecule: messenger RNA, 762 nt
Organism: Apus apus (common swift)
Lineage: Eukaryota; Metazoa; Chordata; Aves; Apodiformes; Apodidae
Product: proline-rich protein 2-like
Exons: 1
Coding region: 1-762 (253 amino acids)
Source: RefSeq, a predicted model, not a curated record
AUGGAGCCCGCGGCGCUGCGGGCCGACCCCCCCCCCCCCGCCACCGGCCCAGACAGGCCGGCGGGACCCGCCCAGCCCGGAGCGGGGUGUGCGGCUCCGCCGUCCCGCCCUGCCGCGGCCGGGGAGGGAGGGGGACAGCGCUGGGGUGAAGGGGGAGGCCUCCACCUGCGAAGCGGGGCCGCCUCUUCCCCCCAGGGCGAGCUGCUGGCGGGCCUCACCCUGCCGCCGCGGGGAGGGGGCCCGCUGCCCAGCUCCGGCCCGCGUCCCGCCCCGGGCCUGCCGCCACCGCCCUCCGGCGGGCCGGGAUGGAGGGCAAGCCAGGGGGCUGCAGCCCGGGCGACGCGGCGGGCAGACCCACCCCUCUCCUCCCUGUCCUCUCCCAGCCUGCAGCCGGCGGGGAGGCAGCCCCGAACGGAGGCAGCCAGCGGGGCCGCUUCCCCGCCUCCCUCUCCGCCCGCUGCCCUGCGGCCCACCCGCCGCCUCGCCCCCCUCAGGCCUUUACCGGCUCCUCCGCGAGUCGGCGGCCCGGGCGCUGUGACAGGCGGGCGGACACCUCAGGCUCCACCACGGAGCCGCCUCCUUCCUCGCCCCCUCCCCGGGCCCUCCCCACAGGCGGUGGCCCCGGCCCCGGCCCCAGGCCGCCCCGCCCUCCUCUCGCGAGAGGCCGCGGCCCCGCCUCACCGCCUGCGGGGCGCGGGGGAUCCGUGCGGCCCGGUACGGCCCGGUGGCUGCGCUCACCACCCCCCGGGCUCGGCCGUCUGA